This is a messenger RNA of Drepanopeziza brunnea f. sp. 'multigermtubi' MB_m1, 942 nucleotides long. RefSeq lists its product as uncharacterized. Gene Ontology annotation, cellular component: endomembrane system. NCBI's taxonomy places the organism in Eukaryota, Fungi, Ascomycota, Leotiomycetes, Helotiales, Drepanopezizaceae. The record is from RefSeq and is a predicted model, not a curated record. Gene Ontology annotation, biological process: vacuolar proton-transporting V-type ATPase complex assembly.
AUGGUAUUGCUUACUAUGACAGAUCCUCUCGUGGAGGCUCUGGAAAAAUAUCAGGGCCUCGAGAAUAGGGUGGGUGAGAAACGAAACGUCGAUGGCGACGCGACGAACAAAAUCAAUGGCGGCGAGGACGAUGCACUGAGAAAAGCUAGAGAAAGAGAACCCCAAUCGAAAAAUGCAGCCGCAGAUUUCAAGGGAAAGGAAACAAGCAGUAAACCAUCAGAACCAGCUCUGUCUGAUCCCCGGAUAGGAAACCCUAUCUCCCACGGCCAGAUCAUCGAACUCGCCCGGAACAUGAAAGUCAGAGGACUACAACCGUCUCGACUGGAGGAUCUGCUCAAAGGCGCUCGAGUCUAUGUUCCGCCACCACCGGCAAAACCAGAACCGACAUCAGAAUACAAAGCACUAAUGGCCCGCCUUCGCCGCGAAGAAGAAGCCCGUUCCUAUGAACGCAUGACGAACCCUCCUCCACCGAUGGAAACCUUCUCCCAGCGCUUCCCAGCCGCCUCAGCAGCAAGAGCUUUCUCCUCGAGUCACCAGAAUAUCAAUGCCUCAGAUCCAGACGACGACGGCGUCACAUACGCUGAUGUCGAUAGACAAGUGACCCUCAUAUUCAACGUCCUGGUUAGUGUCUUUGCCUGCGCGGCGGCUAUAUGGAUUGCGGCGAAGUGGUGGAGUACACCUGCCAGAUUAGCGCUGAGUAUGAGUGGGAGUGCUUUGAUUGGGGUGGCGGAGGUGGUGGUGUAUUCUGGGUAUUUGAGACGGGUAGGAGAGGCGAAGGGGAAAGAAAAGAAGGUUAAGGAGGUUAAGGAGAUUGUGAAGACUUGGGUAGUUGGUGCUGGGAAGUCUUUGGAUGAGGAGGCUGAGGAGAGCUCGGUGAAGAUUGAAUCGAAAGAGGACGAGAAAGGCGUAAGGGCGCGGAAGCGGACGAAGGGCGAGUUUUAG